This is a messenger RNA of Asterias rubens (European starfish), 1550 nucleotides long. Its product is annotated as protein Wnt-11b-2-like. The record is from RefSeq and is a predicted model, not a curated record. The transcript is spliced from 7 exons. Gene Ontology annotation, biological process: multicellular organism development; neuron differentiation; cell fate commitment. Gene Ontology annotation, molecular function: frizzled binding; cytokine activity. Lineage: Eukaryota; Metazoa; Echinodermata; Asteroidea; Forcipulatida; Asteriidae. Bases 1 to 1269 code for a protein of 422 amino acids. Gene Ontology annotation, cellular component: extracellular region.
AUGCAUCACAUUAUAGACAUAGCUCUGAAAAGUCUGCCCAGUGGCAGUAUCUGUCUGUACAAGAAGAAACCACUCAGUGGUCAACCCAAGACAUUCUUCAUGUCGAGAGAGGAGAGAGAAUUAGAAGGCAUCAGCAAAAGACCAACAUUUCACCUGUCGCUGACUUCUCAGAUGCUCCUGUAUGAGAUGUUCGCCUUGGUUGUUUUAGCUCUUAUUGCAAUCGUCCCCUUCACAUCUAGGGCCUCCACACUAAAAUGGAUAGCAUUAACAAAAGACCAUAAAAACACGAUAUGGGCGAAUGCAACUGUCUGCAAAUCAACACGACUGCUAGUCUCCCCUCAGACGUCACUUUGCAAAAGAAAUCUCGACGUAAUGUCGGCUGUAGUGGAGUCUACGACUGUGACCUUUGACACGUGUCAAGAACAGUUCCAGGACCGUCGAUGGAAUUGUAGCAGUAUCGUAUCCGCACCAAACUUCACUCCGGACUUGGAUAAAGGUACCAGGGAAGCAGCUUUCGUCCAGGCUCUAUCAGCAGCAAGCUUGGUACACACACUCGCAAUCUCUUGCAGCGCUGGUAUCCUGUCGCGGUGCGGUUGCGGGCAGCUGCCGUUCGAAGACAGUGAAGAUGCGCCCCCUAACGACGCAAGAGAGACAUUCCGCUGGGGCGGCUGCAGCGACAACGUAGACUACGCUGUUGAGUUUACAGGAAGGUUUGCAAACGGCCCUCUAUUGACCAACAGGAACAGAGACAAUCCAAAGUCGCGGAUGAAUCUGCAUAACAAUGGAGCUGGCAUAAAAUUGAUACAGUCAAGUGUGAAGCGACGGUGUAAAUGCCACGGAGUAUCUGGAUCAUGCAACCUCAAGACUUGCUGGCAAUCCCUUCCCAACAUCUCAGUCGUAGGGUCGGCGCUCAAGCGGAAGUACUCAGGCGCAACGGAGGUAUCAUAUCGCCGGACAGUGGUGAGGCGGGAACUAGUCCCUAGAGAUCCACAGCGUAAGAACUACACACUGUUUGACCUCAUCUUCUUAACUCCUUCACCAGACUACUGCAGGCAGAAUAUCAGAUAUGGGUCAUACGGCACACGUGGCAGAACUUGCAACCCCCGAACUUCACCACGUAGCGAAGGCUGUGAAGUGAUGUGCUGCGGCAGAGGCUACGAAAGACUCGUGUCAGAGGUCACUGAGCAGUGUCGAUGCAAAUACAACUGGUGCUGUUACGUCACGUGCGAUGAGUGCACGCAAACAGUGGAGCAAUUUGUCUGCCUGUAGUCUUGAAACAAGACGUAAAUAAAAUGAUAGAUCUUAAAUGACGCUCAAAUCCAUGACUCAGUUAUGCUCUUGACGCUAAAACAUUCUUACUCUUGGUCACUGAGCCGCCAUUCCACCAUCCAAGCUCCUUGCACUUGAAACAAAACCUCGUUAUGCUGACAAGAUACAUCUUGUUUUGCCGCUAUAUAUGCAUGUGUACUAGGUUAGGGAGUUUAAAGCCUGUGCUACCAAGAAGUAGCCCGUCAAGUUAAAUCGACCACGUGAACCAACUCUGCCGUCAC